Salvia miltiorrhiza (redroot sage) is the source of this 1037-nucleotide messenger RNA. RefSeq names its product agglutinin-2-like. The record is from RefSeq and is a predicted model, not a curated record. The transcript has a single exon. Bases 76 to 813 code for a protein of 245 amino acids. NCBI's taxonomy places the organism in Eukaryota, Viridiplantae, Streptophyta, Magnoliopsida, Lamiales, Lamiaceae. Gene Ontology annotation, molecular function: carbohydrate binding.
CGUCCCAAAGCAAAAAACCAUUACUACUAAUAUACUAGUAUCUUAUAUCUCUCUAUCAAGAAACCCUAACUAGCCAUGGCAAGCCACUCACUCCUGAAAACCUCCCCUACAACCACCUUCACCUACGACUUCUACGGCUCGAAACCGACGGACCCGAUCUACCAAGGCGACGCCCACUUCCCGACGGACACCACCUACCUCCGCCUCACGAAAACCGACUCCUCCGGCAGCCCCGUGCAGAGCAGCUUCGGCCGAAUCCUCCACCCGGAGCCGGUGCUUCUCUGGAAGCCGUCGGAGCAAGCCAACUUCAACACCACCGUGAAAUUCGUCCUCAAGCCUAGGGCCGGCAACAACAUCCCGGCCGACGGCCUCGUCUUCUUCAUGGUCCCCGUCGACUACACCUUCCCGAGCUACACCCACGGCGGUAACCUCGGCAUCUUCGGGGGUCCCGACGGCCCCAAAGUGUUCGCCGUGGAGUUCGACAUCUUCGUCAACGGCGAGUGGGACCCCAAUUUCCCACACGUAGGGAUCAACAUCGAAACUAGGGCUUCCCAAAAAGUUGCUCAGAUUCCGGAGUCGUUCAUCGGGAAGGAGGUGACCUUGAAGAUCACCUACGCCGCCGCCACCGGACUCAUCUCCGCCUUCGUCACCGCCGGCCCACAGACCGUUGAGGUCAGCCAUGUGUGCGACUUGAGCGGUGUUCUUCCGCAGCAGGUUCAAGUCGGCCUCGCCGGCUCCACCGGCGAGUACGUCGCCAAACACGACGUCGCUUACUGGGAAUUCAACUCCGCCCUCGUCAAGAAUGGAGCAUAGAUUCCAUUCUUCUCGAUUUGCGAUCGUAUCGUCUUCUUCAACUAAGUCCAUCCAUAUCCAUUUCCAUUUCCGUUGUGUGUGUGUGUGCGCGCGUGCGCUUAAUAUAUAAUAAGGACCAGCGAUCGAUCGAGUACUCUACUCUUCAAUAUGAAUUAUGUAUUAUGUAUGGGAUAUAUGUAAUAUGGAUUGAGAGAUAUGAAUGAAAAAUGGUUUUUUACUUUUUA